GUUUCACAAUCUCAGCCCGUCCUCUGUCUCUGUCCUUCUUCUCAUGGGUUUCCUCUGCUCUUGUUUGCACUCAGCUGACAGGCGAGCCACUCAUCCGCCGCAGUGACGACAACGAGAAGACGCUGCAUUCCCGUCUGGACUCCUACCACCGGCAGACCGUCCCUCUGGUGAAGUACUACAGCGCCCGGGGCCUGCACGCGGCCGUCAACGCCUCCCUGAGCCCCAAUGUGGUCUUCGCCUCCAUCGUAGCUGCCUUCUCCAACGCCACGGAACUCCCCGCCCUCGCCGUCGCCUGGAUGCAUGGGACUUCCUGUAUGUCUUCUCUGGAAUUUAUCGGAACAAACUAUUUCUGAGAAACUAUUUUCCUC
Molecule: messenger RNA, 368 nt
Organism: Notothenia coriiceps (black rockcod)
Lineage: Eukaryota; Metazoa; Chordata; Actinopteri; Perciformes; Nototheniidae
Product: adenylate kinase 2, mitochondrial-like
Exons: 2
Biological process (GO): nucleobase-containing compound metabolic process
Molecular function (GO): nucleobase-containing compound kinase activity; ATP binding
Source: RefSeq, a predicted model, not a curated record